AUGGCCGCUACCGUGAAUACCCUCCUCGUUGAGGGCUCUUUCGAUGACCAGGUUAUUGAAUUAGCCGAUUACUUCGAUACUUUGAAGGGUGUGAAGGAAGGCGAAGCUACUCUGUCACAGGAACUGCAACCAAUGCUUGAGAAGGGCGAGAAGGAAGACGUUAUGGAGAAGCUUGUCGAAGCUAGCUCCGUUUUAUCACAAGCUCCAGAGAAGGAGUACAUCCCAGCAUACAACCUCCUCGUCCACCUAAUACGGACCUCUCCACUCCUGCCUUCCCUCCUCGACACCGUCACUGCCAACCUUGCUAUUCCUCUUAAGAACUCCCAGAAUGGCGCCACUCUCUCCCUCACCAUUCUCACUACAAUCUUCAACAUUCUGUCUCCAGAAUCAUCGUUACGAUCUGAAGUCUUCCGAAGCAUCGUUGACAUUGUCGACAAGAAUGGAUUAUAUGAUGCCCUGAAACCUCAGCUCAAGAGCUUGGACCGAUGGCUACAGGAGUGGGAUGCUGGUGUCGAGGAUACCAGGGAAAUUCUGGUUAACAUAGCUAACGUCGCUGAGAGAGCUGGUGAUAACCAAUUCUACGAGUUCCUCCUCCAAGCUCUCCAAAGGUUCCCAGCAGACGAGGCAGACGAGGAUGAAGCCCGAGAGAUCGCUAUCAGGGCCAUCAAGGCCGCCAUCACCCUCCCACACCACAUGGAGUUCAGCGAUCUCGCAGUAUUGGAGCCCGUUAAGGCCCUUUCGGCCACUGAUCCCGAUCUUUACGCUUUCUUCGAGAUUUUUGCCGCUGGUGAAUUCCAAGAUCUUGAGGAGUUUAAGGAAGAACGUGAAGGAUGGCUCGAGGAGAAUGGUAUUGAUGAUGCUGUCGCCACCCGCAAAAUGCGCCUCCUUACUCUAACCGCCCUCGCUGCCUCGGCUCAAGACCGCUCUCUCCCAUACUCUCGAAUUGUCGCUGGCCUCCAUAUCCCUGCCGAAGACGUCGAACUCUGGGUUAUUGACGUCAUCCGCGCCGGUCUCGUGGAAGGAAAGCUCUCACAACUCACCCAAAAUUUCCUAAUCCACCGUGUUUCGUACCGCACAUUCAACAAAGAACAAUGGGAGGAAGUUCAACAGAGACUAGAAACCUGGAAGGAUAGCUUGAGAAGCAUCCUUGAAGUUGUCGGACAGGCAAGGAGACAAGUUGAGAAUCAAUCAGAGAAGGAGAAGACAGCAGCUGAGAGAGUAUUGCAGCAGAGUGGAGAUGGUGUUUUGGGCGAGGCUUAG
Orbilia oligospora ATCC 24927 is the source of this 1260-nucleotide messenger RNA. RefSeq lists its product as uncharacterized. Gene Ontology annotation, biological process: cytoplasmic translational initiation. The coding region runs from base 1 to 1260 and encodes 419 amino acids. Gene Ontology annotation, molecular function: translation initiation factor activity. The transcript is spliced from 4 exons. NCBI's taxonomy places the organism in Eukaryota, Fungi, Ascomycota, Orbiliomycetes, Orbiliales, Orbiliaceae. The record is from RefSeq and is a predicted model, not a curated record. Gene Ontology annotation, cellular component: eukaryotic translation initiation factor 3 complex; cytoplasm.